Messenger RNA from Fusarium mangiferae, 1515 nucleotides. RefSeq lists its product as uncharacterized. The record is from RefSeq and is a predicted model, not a curated record. Bases 1 to 1515 code for a protein of 504 amino acids. The transcript has 8 exons. Lineage: Eukaryota; Fungi; Ascomycota; Sordariomycetes; Hypocreales; Nectriaceae.
AUGCAAAGCUAUAAUCUCAUGCGUGCAGAUGUAUCAGCAGCAACAUCCGGAACGCAGAACAUCUCCUAUGAAAUAGACUACCCAUUGCUUCGUCAGCGAAUCGACCGCCGUAUACAGCCUUCACAUUCGUGGGGGUGGGCGUCUCCUCAAUUGGAGCCCAUGGAAUUCUCUCUCGUGGUUUGGACUGGCGAUGGUGACUCUGCUUGCUUUGUCAAGGGGAACAACGAAGUCUUCCUUCCCCGGAACGUUACAUCUGGCUGUGUAGAUGCUGCAUUGGCCAAUAAAUUUGCUACCGACGCUCUCAUGAUGUCUCCUGGUCUUGCUGAGCGGAUCAAGAUUCGACGGUCUAAAAGUUCUGAAUACCGCGAGGUUGAUAUAAACGGCAUCAAAUUUCCAGCAGUCUAUAGCAAUCUUGACAAGCUCCUCCUCAUCGUCGAUCCGGAAACAUACCUACCAUAUAUCGUCCGCUCAGAAGAGCAACAUCCGAUCUACGGAAACGCUACAAAAGACGUAUACCUUUCAAACUACAAAGAAGUACAGGGAAUCAAAUUUCCCCAUACUGUUCAGACUAUCUACAGCUCAACUAGUCAACGACUCAGCGUGGUUCUCGAAGACUUUGUAAUUGACAAAAUCAACGUGACAGCAAAGUUCAGCGACAACUUCUUCGACCUUGUUCCUCAUGGUCAGAAAGUAAAUAUAUCAGAGAAACCUCCCGAUGUUCCCAGUGGUCUUGUCACAGAUUACAGCACGAGCUUACUAGGGUCACCGGUCAAGAAUGUCAGCGUUGAUGCUUUGAAGUCAUCUAGGCCCGUUGAUCUCUUGCAGUUGUAUUGGCUUAUCAUCGAUGAUAGCCAUGAUCUUGGGUUCAAGCAGCUUAUUAUUGAGUUUGAGACUGAAGUCAUUGUGUGCGAUGCGCCGCCCUUCUGGAGUGAGGCUGUCAUGGAGUGGAUUAAGAAAAAUAUUGGCAAGAAGGUCACCUACGUCGCGCCUUCACAUCAUCACCGAGAUCAUAGUGGAGGCGUAGCCGAUUAUGUUCGUGCCGGCGCCAAGUUGAUCAUCCCCGAGAUGGCGGUGGAUUACUGGUCCAGCAUUCCAGGCGCCGAGUUCAUCACUUUCAAUCAAACACACCCUUACAUUCAUCGCGACAACAAGGUCCAAGCAUGGUUCAACUGGGCUUAUCAAGCGCCUCAUGCAGCUGACUGGACUUAUGUAAUGGUUACAGAGCGAUGUCCUAAUAAAAACUCGUCCAUCUUCGUCUUUGAGGCUGAUACAUGGGAAGCUGGACUUAGUGUUGACUUGGGUAACCAGCAGCAGAUGAGGCAGUGGUUGGACCAGCUCCUGGAUGAUGGUCUUCCAAGAUCUGCGACUGUGAUGCCCACGCAUGGAUGGAUUACUCCAUUGGAACAACUGAUCAAUAUCACGGCUUAUCCAUAUCCUGAUUUUGAUAUUAGUCGUUGGGGGAAGGGUGCAGCGCUAUGUGAUAAAUCAUUCACAAGGAAGCAUAAGGAUAAUUAG